Physcomitrium patens is the source of this 1279-nucleotide messenger RNA. RefSeq names its product photosystem I reaction center subunit III. Gene Ontology annotation, biological process: photosynthesis. Gene Ontology annotation, cellular component: photosystem I reaction center; chloroplast thylakoid membrane; photosystem I. The record is from RefSeq and is a predicted model, not a curated record. Lineage: Eukaryota; Viridiplantae; Streptophyta; Bryopsida; Funariales; Funariaceae.
UGAUUUUUGGUUGAGGACUGCAUUCACACGAGAAAGAAGAGGGGGUUAUGUUCACACGGGCAAGGGGUGCAGGGGAGACGGAGGAUGGGAGGCACAAGCGCAGAGCCAACAGGGAGCAAGCAAAAGCGGGCCGGGAUGCCGCCAGAGGAGAGUGACGAUAGGCUUGCAAUGGCCCUCGCAGCCCCAGCUCCAGAUUCUCUGGAUAAGGAUUGGGGCGCGCUCUCUAGCUCACUCGCCGGUCUUCAUCUCUCCGCUCCGGCUCCCAAAUCCCCCUCACCAUCAAACAUUCCCCCUGCAUUCCCCACCCUUCGUCGAUUGUUGCAAUUUCCUCAUCUCCUGGUGGUCUAGCUCGUCAGCUAUGGCGUCCGUCACCAUGGCAGCUGCAGCCAUCGCGCCUGUAGGCCUCGCUGCCAACCUCGACUUGAGCUCCCGGGCGGCGAUCUCUGGCACCCGCACCUCCAUGUUCGUGAAGAACACCAAGGCCAGGACUGUGUGCUCUGCAUCCGCCGACGAAACCGCUACCGUCGCACAGACCGCGGGGAAAUUCGCCACCGCCUUGGCUCUUGCCGCUAUCGUCGGCGGGAGUGACAUGGUUGUGCCCGAGGCGAGGGCUGAUGUCGCUGGGUUGACGCCUUGCAAGGAGAGCAAGGGAUUCGCCAAGCGACAGAAGCAGGAGAUUAAGAAGUUGGAGAGCAGGUUGAAGCUGUAUGCCCCCGACAGCGCCCCUGCAUUGGCUAUCAAUGCUACCAUUGAGAAGACCAAGAGGAGGUUCGAGUUCUACGGUAAACAGGGAUUGUUAUGCGGAACCGACGGGCUUCCUCACUUGAUUGUGGACGGUGAUCAGGCGCAUCUAGGCGAGUUCGUGUACCCCGGACUUGUGUUCUUGUACAUUGCCGGAUGGAUUGGAUGGGUUGGCAGGGCUUACUUGAUCGACGUGAGGACCUCGAAGAAGCCUACCGAGAAGGAGAUCAUCAUCGAUGUGCCCCUUGCGCUUAGGGUCAUGUCCAAGGGCUUCACAUGGCCCCUGGCUGCCAUUGGUGAGCUGAGGAGCGGCAAGUUGGUGGAAAAGAGCGGCAACAUCACAGUCUCUCCCAGAUAAACUCUUGUAUGAUCCUCCUUGUAUCUGUGUUUUAUGUUCAAUAAACCACGACGUUUGUAGCAAAUGUUCUCGCAUUUGUCUUUCGUUUUGUCGUUGACAUCGUGAUGAGCAUAUGGUGUCUGUUAGCCUCGCAUGUCCAUUCCGUCCUCGAAAUGUGUACUGGAAACCGGUUUCUGCUCC